UGUGUGUGUGUGUGUGUGUGUGUGUGUGUUGUGCAUGUUCAAGUGUAAGUUUGAGUGCAGAGGCCAACAGAAUCCAGAAGAGGGUAUCAGAGCCCCUGGAUCUGGAGUUAUAGGUGGUUGUGAGCCUGACAUGCGUGGUGGAAACUGAACUCGGGUCCUCUGAAAGAACAGCAUGAGCUCUUUCUUAACCAUUGAGCCAUCCCUCCAGUUCUUAUGCCAGUUCUUAGUGAAAACUAAAUUGGCUGCCACAAAUUUAAACAAGCAUAGUCAAGGCAAAUAGUCAUUCACUGGCUGAUUCAAAUGCAUUUUUUUUUUUUUUUUUUUUUGGAAGCAUGGUUCCAAGUCUUCCCUGUGUUACCUUCAUUGCUGCCCAUGGAGUCCAGCAGCCACCUGGUAUCCACAAAACCCAACAGAGACCCUCUAGGCCAGCCAACUGAGCCCAGCUGCAGGCACAGGGUGAUCGGUGAGGAACUAUCUUCAUCCGGUCCUUAACCUCUGAGAAGCCAGGUCCGAUGUAUAAGGUAACAUUUAGAGAACUUUGGGUUCAAUCUUGAAAGCCUUCAAGUUGGACAGAACUCAGGCGGUUUCAGGUUACCGUGGUGACCAAACAGCUUCUCUGGUCCUAGUUAUUUCCUGGCGGAGCCUGGCUCCAGCUGCACGCAAUGGAGGCUGUCAAGUCCUCCCCCUUCUGGAGCAGCGCUGCGCGGAGCAGGCGCGCGUGGGGAGCCCGGCGGGCGCCAGCUGGAAGCCGGGCGGGCACGCGGCGGGACGCGCGGGGAGCGCGGCGCCGAGUGCCGGCGGCGGUGGAGUCGCAGGGCGCGGGGCCGGAGGCAUGGCCUGGCCGUGCAUCAGCCGCCUGUGCUGCCUGGCGCGGCGCUGGAACCAGCUGGACCGCUCGGACGUGGCGGUGCCGCUGACCCUGCACAGCUACUCGCACCUGGAGAGCGAGGAGCCGGAUCCCGGCGGCGAUGCCUGGCGCGGAAGCCCGACCCCCGCAGGCAGCCGGGACCUGGACCCGCCUGUGCGGCUCACUCAGUACCAGAGCGACUUUGGUCUGCCGACGGCGCCCGCAGGGACCCGACCGGCCGCGCGAGGGCCCGGGCCCGACGGCCGCAGCGGCAGAUCUUCCGCGCCCGGGGUCUACCUGCUGUCCAUCGGGGACACGGAAACAACUGGAGUCGCGACUACGUCCUACAGACAGGAAUUCCAAGCUUGGACUGGAGUGAAGCCCUCAAGAUCCACAAAGGCAAAAUCAGCCAGAGUCAUCAAAACCCACAGCUCUGGAUGGGACAGCAGCCCUAGGGCCAGCUUCCAGGUUCCAGAAGUGAGGAAGAAGUUUGUGCCUAAUCCCUCAGCCAUCUUUCAGACUUCAGCUCCCCGGACUCUCAAUGUGUGAUCCUCGGGUGUGUGGGCAGCAGAAAUUUUGCCAGCUAGGGAAGCUGAGGAGCAUGCUCAGGACCUACCAGCCUGGCUUGGUCCUUUGCUGACAAAAGCACAACUGCUGGCCUUGGGUGUGGCGUGGAGCAGAGGCAGAGGGAUAGGACACCACCAGUGCCACUCAGGCUCUUUCAACCUCCUCUAGCAGUGGGUAGAGGCUUCCUUAUAUCUUUUUAAUUGCCGUUUGAUUGUCCUUCAGUUUUAAAGUCUGAGAAACCUGAGGAUCAAUUCAGUUGUGAACUGAACUGGUCUGUGAGGAAUAUGGAUAUAUCAAGCCCCUGGUAGACUUGUGAUGUCCACUUUGGGAGAUUUUAAUAUUACUUGAUAACUUUGAUAAUCUCAGGCAGUAUCCUCAGAUCUCUCCAUAGUUACCCACAUGCUUAAGAAAUCUUAGGUUAUCAUCUGUACAGGACUCAUGUUGCUGCGUACUGAUGAAGUCUCAGACGAUCAAUCACAGGGUUUUAAUUUUAAACAUGUAAUUUCUUCACAGCCAAGAGGAUCUUCAUGUUCCAACAAAACAUUUCCUAGGAUGAGUGAAUGCAUGGGUGACGCUUACUCAUGGACGUUUCCAAAGGCCGAACCCUGUAUUUUAUAUGGAGUCCCUUCCUCCCAAUAAAAGGAGGCCUGGAAGGGAACUAGUAUGCAUACCCACUAGGAAUUGGGAACACUUUUGGAAAGCAUUACCUAGACUAGCCAUUCCCCUCAAACCCACUGGCUCACUCUUAACAGUGGCUGGGAGCUCACUACAUGCCGUGCAGGCAAUUCAUUUUGUCUUUGGAAAGCUCUUUUGUUUCCGUAAAUUCUAGCCAGUGUGGCUGUGUUGGAACAAGCUGCUGGUUCCCCUUUGCACAGCAAACCUUGAAACAGCAAGAACCUAUGCCCAAGAGGCUUAGCAGUUGUUGGUAAGGAACUGGAUUUCCCUAUGGCACUCUUCAGGUCACAGGUGGUUCUAGUCUACAGAAUAGGCGGGCCACACCUUCCUCAUGCCAGCCCCAAAAAAUGCUCUGAUGGGGAAAGUUGAAGUAACCAAAGGUCCUGUUACUUCAGGUUCAUCAGUCUACAUGCUCAAUGUUUCUAAGAGGGAGGAAGAAGACUGCCUGCUGAGCACCUCAAUGUAGGUGGUGAGAGGAUUAAUUACAAUUUACCAAACAAGAGUGUAUUCUUUUUCAUUCAUCUGGUCUCUCAAUAAUAAGGACUUUACUGUGGCUCUGCUAGAAUCCUUGAAAGCCUGUCAACCCUGAGCCCUUCUUGAUGAGGGCUGCAGAUAACUCCAUUGUAGAUGGGCACUUCUCCCCAUUUCAGCCCUCCUACAUCCUCAUGCUAAAGCUGUGGGAAGCUGGGCCGCUAGACCCAACCUGCUCCCUCACUAGCUCUGCACAAUGGGAACUUCUGUUUCUACAUCUGAAAGGGAGGCUGUUAGAAUUCAAUGCUUAGCACAGUAAAAUGAAGCAUGCUCAGCCCUAGAACUGUCCUAAGCGCCUUUCCCCUAGGCACUGCUCAGUUCCCACUGUGGCCACUAACAUGCCUCACCCAAUUCCUCCUGCUGUCCAGUGAUCAUAUACCACAUAACUGAGCUUCCCUCCCCCUCCCUGACCUGUGUUUGGUCUCUUAGCUCCAUUGCAUCUGGCUAGCAUAAAGCAUUCCUGCCCCUUCCUGCUUCCUGGCAACAUAGCACUGCAGUGGCUGUGGAGUGGGGCCUCCAUGCUUGAGAGACUGAACUUGUAAUGUAUUAUAUGGCUCUGAAUAGAUGCUAACUCCAUAGACCUCCCCACCAGACUGCAUCAAAGACUAGACAUGGCUCCUAAAAAGUCCCUCCCUCUCAUUCCUGAUCUGAGUAAGGUCACAUAACUCAAUGAGUGACCCAAGAAACAACCAAGACCAGUCACAGUUAUGUGUACCCAGC
Nannospalax galili (Upper Galilee mountains blind mole rat) is the source of this 3340-nucleotide messenger RNA. RefSeq names its product MAP6 domain containing 1 (gene Map6d1). The coding region runs from base 833 to 1396 and encodes 187 amino acids. NCBI's taxonomy places the organism in Eukaryota, Metazoa, Chordata, Mammalia, Rodentia, Spalacidae. Gene Ontology annotation, biological process: cytoskeleton-dependent intracellular transport; microtubule cytoskeleton organization; regulation of microtubule cytoskeleton organization. Gene Ontology annotation, molecular function: microtubule binding; calmodulin binding. The transcript is spliced from 3 exons. Gene Ontology annotation, cellular component: cis-Golgi network; Golgi-associated vesicle; microtubule. The record is from RefSeq and is a predicted model, not a curated record.